GCUCGUGCUUGAAGCCGCUCUCACGCAACUGUGCACACACCAUUUCCAGUUGUCAGCAAAAUGCGAGGUUAUGAUGAUGAACAGAAAGUUUUGUAAUUCUUGACAUUGAAGUUGGUGUAUUUUUGAAUUUAUAAUAAUAUUUAAAUUGCCGAUAUGAACAUUGCCCGAAAAAUUCCCACUUACGUCUAUGUAGGUUCAGCAAUUUGCGGAGUAUACGGUUUAGCCAUUCUUGUAAAGGACAGGGGUGGUGGUGAACGAUACAAAGGCAUCCCCAGUGCGGACGGCAAAGUUGCGAUUGUUACCGGCGCGAAUACAGGCUUGGGCAAAGAAACAGCCUGGGAAUUGGCCAAAAGGGGCGCCAAGGUUUAUAUGGCUUGCAGAGAUAUGAUUCGUUGCGAGGAGGCCCGUCAAGAGAUAGUUUUAGACACAAAAAACAAGUACGUUUAUUGCAGACCGUGUGAUUUGGCCUCGCUAGAAUCGAUCAGAAAUUUCGUCCGAACAUUCAAAGCUGCAGAACAGAAACUGGAUGUUUUAGUUAAUAAUGCUGGCGUAAUGAGAACUCCGAAAGGAUCGAAAACGCAAGAUGGAUUUGAAUUGCAAUUGGGCGUCAACCAUUUGGGCCAUUUUUUGUUAACAAAUCUCCUUUUGGACCACUUGAAGAAAUCUGCUCCAAGUAGAAUCGUAAAUCUGGCCAGUAUCACAUACAAAAACGGCACAAUCAACAAGGCAGAUUUGAAUAGUGAGGCUGACUAUGAUCCGGCCGAUGCGUAUGCUCAGAGCAAACUAGCUGUGGUACUGUUCACUAAUGAAUUGGCUCAGCGAUUGGAAGGUACUGGAGUCACAGUGAAUUCAAUCCAUCCUGGCAUUGUGGACACGGACUUGGCACGUCACAUGGGAUUCUCAAAAAGUACCUUUGCUCGCAUUAUUUUCAGGCCCUUAACGUGGGCCUUCAUUAAAAGUCCGCGUCAAGGGUGCCAAAGUAUAAUUUAUCUAGCAUUGGAUCCUGAGGUGGAGAAAGUGACCGGAAAAUAUUUCAAUAGCUUCAAGGAGGAAGAACUUUCCGGAGAUGCUCUGGACUUGAACUUGGCUAAAUGGCUGUGGAAAGUCAGCGAAAAAUGGACGCGAUUAUCUGCGUAGGAGUUUUUGCUGUUAAAUAUGACCAAACCAUCGCUGUUGCGUUCCAAAAAUGAAGCAUUUUUAGGUAUGUUAUGCAAAUAUAUUAAUAUUUAUUA
Dendroctonus ponderosae (mountain pine beetle) is the source of this 1232-nucleotide messenger RNA. Its product is annotated as retinol dehydrogenase 13. Gene Ontology annotation, molecular function: oxidoreductase activity. Lineage: Eukaryota; Metazoa; Arthropoda; Insecta; Coleoptera; Curculionidae. The record is from RefSeq and is a predicted model, not a curated record. Bases 154 to 1137 code for a protein of 327 amino acids. The transcript is spliced from 6 exons.